CGUUCUUAAGUUAUCAAACAAAACAAAUAUGUAAAUAGUAAUAAAUCAUGGCGACACUCACUACUUUUACAAGAUUAUUUAAUUUUGGUACAAAUACUUGUAUCAAAAAAAUUCUUCCGACUUUAACAUAUAAAAAAUACUAUCCAGUAUCAAAAUUAUGGGAAAUAAGAGUAGAUGGAUAUCGUACUCGAUAUAAGUUACCUUGGUUUAAUUCAUCAUCAAAUUAUCAAGAAGAAAUACCUGAAUAUGAUGAAAAAAAAGAAAAAAUAGCAAUUGAUGUAAUUAAUGAAAUUAACAAACAAAUAGCUACUAAAUCGACUGGUCGCUUAUUUGCAGUCAUAUAUGUACUAGGAAAACAAUUUAAAGUCACAGAAAGUGAUAUUAUAGUCAUUGAAGGUAAUUGGCCACCUCAACCAGGAGAUGAAAUAAAAUUGGAAAAAGUAUUAUUAGUUGGCAGUAAAGAUUUUACUCUUAUUGGAAGACCUAUUCUAAAUAGAGAAUUGAUAUCAGUCGAUGCAAUUGUAAUACAAAAAACUUUGUCUCAUACAAUAACAAAUUUCAAAAUGAAAAAAAGGAAACAAUAUAAAAGAUUAAAUUUUUAUAGAAUACAUAGAACAAUGCUAAGAAUAACUUCUAUAAAUAUAAAUGGAGAUAUUGAUAAAAAGAAAGAAGUUGAAGGUUUAGAUAGAAUAUAUUAAUUAAUAAAUAAUAUAAUAUAUCCCAUAAUAUAAUGUAAAAUGUCAC
Apis laboriosa (Himalayan honeybee) is the source of this 744-nucleotide messenger RNA. It is a transcript of the gene mRpL21, whose product is annotated as 39S ribosomal protein L21, mitochondrial. The transcript is spliced from 4 exons. Gene Ontology annotation, cellular component: mitochondrial large ribosomal subunit; ribosome. NCBI's taxonomy places the organism in Eukaryota, Metazoa, Arthropoda, Insecta, Hymenoptera, Apidae. Gene Ontology annotation, molecular function: structural constituent of ribosome; RNA binding. The record is from RefSeq and is a predicted model, not a curated record. Gene Ontology annotation, biological process: translation. Bases 48 to 698 code for a protein of 216 amino acids.